UUGUUCUGCUGUUCUGCAUGGAACCCAACAUUAUUAUGAGGAAGUGAAGGGCGGUGGUUGAGAAGAAGAGCAGCAUCGGGCUAGCUGACAAGUCAGUUUGAAGUCAGGAAUAAAACAGUCAAAAUGUCUAGCAAAAGGGCUAAGGGAAAGACCACAAAGAAGCGCCCUCAGCGCGCCACCUCCAAUGUCUUCGCCAUGUUUGAUCAGUCUCAGAUUCAGGAGUUCAAGGAGGCCUUCAACAUGAUUGACCAGAACCGUGAUGGGUUUGUCGACAAAGAGGACCUUCAUGAUAUGCUGGCUUCACUAGGUAAAAAUCCAACUGAAGAUUACCUGGAGGCAAUGAUGAAUGAAGCUCCUGGACCCAUUAACUUCACCAUGUUCCUCACCAUGUUUGGAGAGAAGCUCAAUGGCACAGACCCUGAGGAUGUGAUCAGAAAUGCAUUUGCUUGCUUCGAUGAGGAGGGGACAGGCUUCAUCCAGGAAGAUUACCUCAGAGAGCUGCUCACAACAAUGGGUGACCGGUUUACAGACGAAGAGGUGGAUGAGCUCUUCAGGGAGGCCCCCAUUGACAAGAAAAGCAACUUCAACUACGUGGAGUUCACACGCAUCCUAAAGCAUGGUGCCAAGGAUAAGGACGAUUAAAGAGCCACACCAGCAUAUUCCUCUUCUCACUCUUCGCCUCUUUGUCAGCUAGCUCACGUGCUGCAUGUGUCAACUCUCCAGUAUAAAACCCAUUUUAAACAAACCAAAGCAAUAACUAUCCACUCUGUUUAUUGUGAACUUCCAGUAUUGCCAAAUCUAAACAUCUCGAAUGAGAGGACAAAAUUCUAGUCGGUCAUGAAAUGUUUUUUUUUCUCUUGUGAAGAUGUGAAGUGGCAGCAUAUUGGAAGCUCUAAGGGAUAAAUCUUUGCAAUUCAUGUGAUCGGGUAUAGCUGAAUUUUUACCAUUUUAUAAUAUAAACUUUUUAAAUAAAGCCCUCUAUCAAGUUGUAUUUUGCUGAUUUUUUUUUUUCCCCCCCCUUCCAUAAAUGACAACUGAAAUAA
Molecule: messenger RNA, 1043 nt
Organism: Seriola dumerili (greater amberjack)
Lineage: Eukaryota; Metazoa; Chordata; Actinopteri; Carangiformes; Carangidae
Gene: myl12.1
Product: myosin regulatory light chain 2, smooth muscle minor isoform
Exons: 4
Coding region: 124-642 (172 amino acids)
Cellular component (GO): cytoplasm
Molecular function (GO): calcium ion binding
Source: RefSeq, a predicted model, not a curated record